Messenger RNA from Sipha flava (yellow sugarcane aphid), 4761 nucleotides. RefSeq names its product neuropeptide CCHamide-1 receptor-like. Gene Ontology annotation, biological process: G protein-coupled receptor signaling pathway. NCBI's taxonomy places the organism in Eukaryota, Metazoa, Arthropoda, Insecta, Hemiptera, Aphididae. The record is from RefSeq and is a predicted model, not a curated record. The coding region runs from base 613 to 1854 and encodes 413 amino acids. Gene Ontology annotation, cellular component: membrane. Gene Ontology annotation, molecular function: G protein-coupled peptide receptor activity. The transcript has 6 exons.
GCGAGAAAUCACACCGCGGCUUGCCGUUUGCCACGCGUCAUCGUCGGCCGUUGCCCUGCGCGUGGUAGAAACCGCAACGCGACGGCGACAAGUCGCGUGUUGUUCGACUGGCGCGCACCGACCUGGGUGGACGUCGUUGUGCUUAUUGCAUGCGCGCGUCUUACAACGACGACGAUCGCGGACGUUUCAGCGACGUAUAAUUUAUUAUACAGCGAUAUCCGUCCGACAACGUUUUUCGUUGAGUGUUUUUCUACAUACGGCCGUGGGCACGAACACGGGUUAUUAGAUCAGAGAACAUUGGCGGACAUCGGGUAAACAGCGAAUACCAGCGAGAUCCCUCAGCCAGUCGGUCGAUUUUCUCCUCGUGGUGUACCGUUCGAUUUUGUUGUGCCGCGGAAAACAUAAUCUGCUCACGGGUAUUAAUUGUCGCCUUCUUCAUUAAUCAUAACUUGCCGAAUGACUGAGAAUCGAGUCCAAGAACCAAUUUGUACCUUCGAGAAGCUAUUGAAAUGAAUGCAACGAUACAUAUUUUUAUUGCCUCAAACUGAAAUGCGAUGACCGUUUCCGGUGUUUGACGCAGCCGACCAAGUCUCCGCGGCGGACCCGCGCGAAAUGGAAGGUGGCGACGGUGCCUUCAACGACACCGGGUCGACGGUCAACAACAGUAACGUGACGGUGCAAGCCGUGGAGGAUUACGAUUAUUCGGAACGGCCGGAAACGUACAUCGUGCCGGUGCUGUUCGCGUUCAUAUUCUUCGUGGGCACCGUCGGCAACGGGUCGCUGGUGAUGAUAUUCUUUCGGCACAAGCACAUGAUCAACGUGCCCAACAUAUACAUACUCAGCUUGGCCCUGGGCGAUCUGCUGGUCCUGUUGAGCUGCAUCCCAUUCACGUCCACUGUCUACACGGUAUCUUCGUGGCCGUUCGGCGUGACCAUCUGCAAGGUGGCCGAGACCACAAAGGACAUAUCGAUCGGCGUGACCGUGUUCACGUUGACCGCGCUCAGCGCGGACCGGUUCUUCGCCAUCGUCGACCCCAUGCGCAAGCUGCACGCGUCCGUGGGUGGCCGCCGGGCCACCAAGUUUACCGUCACCGUGGCCGUGGUCAUAUGGUGCCUGGCCGUGGCGUGCGCGAUGCCCGCGGCCGUGUACUCGUACAUCAGACCGUUCGGCGAGAACAACGUCACGCUGUUCAAGGCCUGUUACCCGUACCCCGAGGAGCUGGGGCCCACCUACCCACGCGUCGUCGUCCUGGUCCGGUUCCUGGUAUACUACGCAGUGCCGCUCUCCACCAUCGCGUGCUUCUACGUCAUGAUGGCCAGGCAUCUGAUAAACAGCACCAAGAACAUGCCCGGCGAAGUACAAGGCCAGUUGCGCCAGGUACGAGCCCGGAAGAAAGUGGCCAAGACGGUACUGGCGUUCGUGCUGGUGUUCGCCGUGUGCUUCUUGCCCAACCACGUGUUCAUGCUGUGGUUCUACAACAACCCCCGGUCCCAGGAGGAGUACAACACGUUCUGGCACGUGCUGCGCAUCGUCGGCUUCUGCCUGUGCUACAGCAACUCGUGCAUUAACCCGAUCGCACUCUAUCUGGUCAGCGGAACGUUCCGCAAGCACUUCGACCGGCAGCUAUUCUGGUGGUUCGUGAAACCGCAGGGCGCGGCAGCCGAGUCCAAGAACGGGUACAUACGCCGAAAGAACGGCACGCGUGAGAAAGACCGCGGCGGCACCAUCAACGAGUCGACGACCAUGGGGAACGUGCCGUUAAGCACGUUCGCCAAACGGACUGUGGAGACCAACAUCACCACCACGACCACGGUACUGGUGUGCGGGCUGCACGAAGCCAAUACCAUCAUAUAACGGCCAGGUAAUGUUCUCGGGCAACUUUUGAAACGUUCUACGAAGAGACGUCGUUGUAUUAACAUAACAUCGCAACUCUAAGAAGAUCGAUAUCAACUGUUUAUGCUGUAUAGUAUAUCACUUCUAAAUUUCAGUCUAUUCAUCUUGUUAAGCCGGUUCCACACGAAUCGUGUACUAGACGAAUAAUCGUCAAUUGUGAUGCUAUACAAGUCGUGUAGGAAAUGUUUAAUCGUGAAGUUUGGCGAUUGUUUCCACUUGUCGAGUCGCUCGUUGUUUACCAUAGGUAAAUAUGACACGAAUCUAAGGAAUUACAAAUAAUCGCGUUUACCGAUCGGCAAGUGUUCGAGUCAUGUAUGAGCGGCGUAAUUGUCAAAUCAAAAUACUCAUCGAACAUUCGCGAUUACAAUGCUCUCCAGUUACACGAAUCGUGUUGGACCGGCUUUAAAUGUUCGUUCGGGAAAUAGGCGCACAUAAUUUAUAACGCUUCGGACAUUGCUUAAUUUCUUACUGUUGUAGUUUUACUUUAUUUAUUUUUAAACUAUUAAUAUUUAAUCUAAUAAUAAGAACAACACGCAUCGAUCACACAGUUAUUGUCGUAACCACACGUACCACGGUUAUGAAUUGAAACGGUGCCGAUGUACGACUACGUCUUUUUUAACUGUAAAUAUAUUUUAUUAUUUUUAUCCUAAUUACUUGUUUAACCUACCCCCACGAGUUUCGUGAAUUAACGUUGUACCUCACAAAGUACAUACUACCCAAGAUCAACGUUGCGGUUGAAUACACACCCUCUCUUACCCAUUAACCAUAUCACCAUUCACCGUUAUGUUUACAAAUGCCGCGCGUGUUCUGAGUGCUCAAUAAGAUUUUAUGUAUUUUUAACGAACCAUGUUUACAUACCUGACGAGAAAAAAAAAAUAUUUACAAAAGAGAUGGAUUGUGAUCGGCAGUUAAUCUAAAACAGAGGUUCCGAAUGUACGCUUUUAGCGUCUAUCCGAUAUAUAUAAUACUUUUUUUACUUGCUUUUUUAUAAGUAUCAUUGUCCGUCAGAACAAGAAUACUGUUUACAAAUGUUGGAUCCGUAACGAUUUCUCGGAAUGAAUUAGAGAAGAGUCGCUGUGCAGUAUGUGUCGGCGUUUGGAAAUUACUAGUCGAUGACGGGCUACGUAUGUUAUCAUAAUCAAAAUAAAAUAUUAUUUAUAAUCGGUGUUUAUGUUACUUUGGAACGAGAUGUCGAACAAGCGAAAAAUAAAUUUUUUACGCGCUUUUAUGCUUGCGGUCACGUAGUAAUCACUCUAUGUUCUAAAUAUAUUUACUCCAUGUCACACGAUGAGAACACAUUGGUAAAAUGGAUUUCACCCCACGGUCAGGUUAAAAAUAAAAAUGUCGACAUUACAAUCAUUUGACCGAUUAUCUAUAUUUUAGACGAUCGUGAAACAAUUCGUCGCUUAUUGUGUAACUUGCUCUAUCGCUGAGUCCACUGCAGUCAUCAAAAAAGUUUUCGUGCGAUUUUUUUUUUCGUACACCAUCUUGAUAAUGAAUGACGCAGUAUUUUCAACGGUAUUGAACUCCAGCGUCGGAGAAACGUGAAUGCGGAACAGCGGAUAUCCCAUCAUCCUAGGAAGGGAGAAAGAAAGAAAACAGUACACACAUACACACGUUUAUGCCGUUGCUUAUUUGCAAAUGGUUUCCAGCCUAAGUAGUGCAUGAUCUCCGCAAACCUUUAAAAUAUAAUAUUUUCGUAGCAUACGAAUUUCCCAACAAGUCUAUCACUCUCUUCUUUUCGCGAUUACGGCAUAAUAAUUUGAAAGCUCACCCGCUGCACACCCGACCGCGAGUCUUACGGCUGAUCGAUAAUAUGUUAUAUUUUAACAUCAGCAUCAUCGUCAGUUUCAUUUGUAUCCAGCACCCAGUGUGCACUGCAGUCUUACCGAAAUUUUGACCGUCGGUCAAGUUACAGCAAAACAUGUAUCUGAUAAAUAAAUAUUUUCUCUUAUCCAUCAACUAAAAACUACGAAAAUGCGUACAGCUAUAAGAGUUUAUUUGUUGAACCCCUCUACACGUUAUGGUAUAAUAUUCAUAAUUUACCGUGCCGUAACCAAAAAUCUGUUUAAUAAUCCAAUGAGAUUUUUAUCAUUAUUAUUGAGACUGCUAAGUGGAGGUGAAACUAGAAAUUUUUACGUUCGAGGAAAAUGUUAAGUUUACCCUCUAUCAUAGACCAAGAAUCAAAUACUAUUCUCUACAUUUUUUUUCUAAUAUUUAAUAUAAAAUCAUACUUGGUGUUAGAGAAGAAUGGAAAAAUUAAUUGGAUCGAAAGAGUAAUAAAUAAGGAUGUAAUAAACCAAAUUGGAAAAAUAAUAUCCAUAUUGAAUACAAUAAAAUGAAGAUGAUGGGGCACGUUCUACGUCAUUAUUAAAAAUUACAUCACAUUAAUAUAAGGUUUAAUGGAAAAUCGAAAACCACCAAGAACACCAAGACACUCGUACAUAUCUUAAUUGAAAAAAUACGAAGGAAUUAAUACAUACGCCGGAUUAAAGAAGUUUACUGAAGAUCAGGAAAAAUGGAGGACGAAGUUAAAUGUUACAAGCCAACCAAUAGGUCAACUAACUGGUUGAAAAAAUUAAAUCAUAUUUAUAGAGUUUUAAGCACAUUAUCAGUAACAAAGUUAAAAAUAUCAAACUAGUAGCCAAUAAUAGAUUUUACACUAUAAAAUUGAUACUAUAGUUUUACUUCCCGGAAUGGAAUUUACGUCCUGUCUUCCUUCUCUUAUUUCCAAUACUGGUAUCAGUUAAAGUACUUAGGUACACCGGAUACUAUUACGACCACGUUGUUCCAUAUAUAUUUUCAAAUAAAUCUUUACUUUAUUUAAGCAGUUAUUUAAGUUUAUUUGCAUUGGCUUAUUUUUAUGGA